AUAGGCUUUUCCGGAAAUUCAACAUUUCCUUUCCAUAUUUAAAAUUUUCAAUUUGAAACCUAAUUAACGCAACAAUAAUAAAUAAAUAAAAAAUAAAAAACUUGCGCAAAAGCUAAAAUCGCAACUCCAUUUGCAGUUUUCAUUUCGCAUCUGCUACCAUAACGUCUGCACCUUUCUCUCUUUCUUUUUCCGAUUCUCUUUGUCUUCCUGAGGAGGUGCUGGAGCGAAUUACCCUCACCUCUUCGGAUAUCUUUCUCUUUGUGACUUUAUCAGACCAGAAUCAAUGGCGUCCGAGAACUUCACCGACAAAAACGCUGUGUUCAGAAAGCUAAAGACGAAAUCUGAUAACAAGAUGUGCUUUGAUUGUAAUGCAAAAAAUCCGACUUGGGCUUCUGUAACUUAUGGGAUCUUUCUCUGCAUCGAUUGCUCCGCCGUUCAUCGCAGCCUUGGAGUACACAUUAGCUUUGUUAGGUCUACAAAUUUAGACUCAUGGAGUCCUGAGCAAUUGAAAAUGAUGAGCUUUGGGGGAAACAACCGUGCACAAGCUUUCUUCAAGCAGCAUGGUUGGACUGAUGGAGGAAAAGUUGAGGCCAAGUAUACAUCUAGAGCUGCUGAAUUGUAUCGGCAAAUCCUUUCAAAAGAAGUUGCCAAAAGCAUGGUGGAAGAUGGAGGCUUGUCAUCAUCGCAUGUUCCACCUCAGUCAGCCCAAGUGUCCAAUGGACUUCCUGAUAUCAAGACCAAUGAGACUACCAAAGAAACUUCCCUUGGAAAGCAAGAUUUGCCCGAUGUUGUCCGUUCUCCAAAAGCUACUCAUCCAGUUAGUACCAGUACGGUCAAGAAGCCUCUUGGUGCAAGGAAAACUGGGAAGACAGGUGGCCUUGGUGCUAGAAAGCUGACUACAAAGCCCAGUGAAAAUCUUUAUGAUCAGAAACCUGAAGAACCAGUUCUUUCUGUUCCUUCUUCCACUAACAGCACUCCAAAAGCUGGAGCGUCUUUCACAUCUCGUUUUGAAUAUGUUGAUAAUGUCCAAUCUACUGAGCUUAUUUCUGGUGGGCCACAAGUGAUUAGCCAUGUCUCUCCACCGAAGUCUUCAAGCUUCUUUGCAGAUUUUGGAAUGGACAGUGGAUUUCAGAAGAAAUCAAGCUCAAACUCCUCAAAAGUGCAGAUUCAAGAAACAGAUGAAGCAAGGAAGAAGUUCUCAAAUGCAAAAUCAAUCUCAUCAGCUCAAUUCUUUGGUGAUCAGAGCAAAGCUACUGAUGUUGAUACUCAAGCUUCCUUGCAGAAAUUUUCAGGUUCAACAGCCAUCUCCAGUGCUGAUCUUUUUGGUCAAGGCAAUGAUCACUCCUCCAUUGAUCUUGCUGCAAGUGACCUGAUAAACCGGAUAUCAUUCCAGGCACAACAGGAUAUUUCUUCCCUGAAGAAUAUUGCAGGAGAGACUGGGAAGAAACUCAGUUCCUUGGCAUCCACCUUAAUAACUGAUCUUCAAGAUCGAAUCCUGUGAUAAUGAUGAAAAAUAUCAGAGGAGCUUGACAUAUUACCAGCCAAUAUUUGUGUAGUGGAAUGUAAAAUGAGUUCAUUAUAAAAAAUUCUUUCAGGAUACAAAUAAAAACAAGGACAUUUUCAAGGUGUUAUUAUUUUGUAGUACAGGUUUUGAGAUUUCAUUGUGUUUAGUCAUUUCAGUUGGUAACUAUAUUUCAGCUUGUAAGCCAGAAGAGUCCCUUGCAGUGUAUUCAGAGAUGUAGGAAUUGCAAUGAACAAUGCCUAUUGAAAGUGAGCCAAUUAUGGAGACAACUUAGGAAAGGGAUUGUUUGGUGUCAUCUCUACUUUUAGUUUUUGGUUUUUGCUUAUCUAAAGUCACAGGUUUGCUUCAUCUUUGUGCAAA
Messenger RNA from Jatropha curcas, 1882 nucleotides. RefSeq names its product putative ADP-ribosylation factor GTPase-activating protein AGD8. Lineage: Eukaryota; Viridiplantae; Streptophyta; Magnoliopsida; Malpighiales; Euphorbiaceae. The record is from RefSeq and is a predicted model, not a curated record. Gene Ontology annotation, biological process: COPI coating of Golgi vesicle. Gene Ontology annotation, molecular function: GTPase activator activity.